CGGCCUCCCGCUGCUCUCCCUUCCUCCAUCAAUGACACGAGGCGUCCAUCGCGUUCUUGAUCGAAUCUAGCGACCGUAUCGGCAACGCCCCUCUUCGUCCCAUUGGUGUCGUCUAGCCCAACCACGACUUGUCGCGCCGGUAUAUCCUGCUUACUCACAACGCCCCGUCAAUAGAGGAAUGUGGUUUUCCUCUGCAUAUCCCCUGCUGCCCGCUGAUAUCUCGUUUCGAAUCAAUGGACAACUCCCUGCGUUGACCCGCCUUUGCUUUUGGAAAGAUCAUGGCCUCCGUCGGGAAGCCUAGUUUAGAAGACGCCCGUCGUGGGACGGGGUCGCCGAAGAUGAAGGCGCGAGAAAAUGCAAAAGAUACCCUGUGCCGGAAUGUAACCAUCUAUGGUCGAUGUCGUUAUGAAGAUAAAGGCUGCGCUUUCAACCACGAUCCGCAUAAGAACUCGAACCAAUCGGACAACGCCAGCAAAAAGCGUUUCAAUGUCGACUCGCCCAGCUUCACGCCGUCCUUACUACCGUCGAACGGGUCUUCCCCAACGUCUUCAAGCUCCUCCCUGAAAAAGUCCUCUACAAUUUCUCCGAAAGCCGCGAAUGCUGCUCCUUUCCAACCCAGAACAGCCGCUUCAAGUAAGUAGACAGC
Aspergillus nidulans FGSC A4 is the source of this 646-nucleotide messenger RNA. RefSeq lists its product as uncharacterized. The transcript has 5 exons. The record is from RefSeq and is a predicted model, not a curated record. Lineage: Eukaryota; Fungi; Ascomycota; Eurotiomycetes; Eurotiales; Aspergillaceae. Bases 279 to 641 code for a protein of 120 amino acids.